Messenger RNA from Puntigrus tetrazona (Sumatra barb), 5655 nucleotides. Its product is annotated as kinase non-catalytic C-lobe domain-containing protein 1. The coding region runs from base 407 to 5161 and encodes 1584 amino acids. The transcript has 30 exons. Gene Ontology annotation, molecular function: guanyl-nucleotide exchange factor activity. Gene Ontology annotation, biological process: small GTPase-mediated signal transduction. The record is from RefSeq and is a predicted model, not a curated record. Lineage: Eukaryota; Metazoa; Chordata; Actinopteri; Cypriniformes; Cyprinidae.
ACACACAAUAGUUUCCUGUAAGGAGCAGAACAAUAACACAUAGUCUGUACUUAAUGUGAAACAGUACACUUGACUUAUUUGUAAGGAUUUACGACAGGCAGGCGCCCUUUCGCUAUCUUAGUUGCUUUAAAGAGCUCACAGAGACGCGUUAUGGCAGAUAUUUUAAGGGAACGCGUUCAUGACGCAUACGCGCGUCACGAUGACGAGCAAAUAUAAAGAUUAACGCGUCUGCGCGCGGCGGACCGAAGGCGGAGGUUCCUGCGCGCGCCUGCCGUUGCCAUGACAGCACAGUUAGUAAACUCCCCCGUUACCGCGCUGCAGCAGGGCGCGUGACGCUCCGUGACGCGUCGCGCGCGCUGCUCGUGCGGACCGACCGAGAGGAUCAGAGGAACCGAGCCGCGGCGCGAUGGGAACCUUCCGGAGCGCGGAGCUCUGUCUGGAUGAGGAAGAGGAAGAGGAGAAAAAGCGCCGGGAAGUUGAGCGUCUUCCUCCUCUGCUCGAGGACGAGGAGAACGUGUCUCUGGCUGACGUUGUGUGUCUGCGGGACGGUGGGCGCUCGGAGCAGGAGCUGUGGGCGGUGUGUGUGGAGUGUGUUCGUUCUCUCCAGAGCGUCGCCCUCUCGCCGCUCUUUCACACCCUCUGCGUGACGCCCGAUACGCUGGCCUUCAACGCUCACGGUAAUGUGUGCUUCAUGGAGCAGCUCAGCGACGAUCCCGAAGGCUGUUUCGUUCCUCCAGAGCUGGAUAAGACCGGAAGCACGUUUGAGGGUCACAUGUUCUCAUUAGGCUCCACCCUGUGGGCGGCGCUGGACUCUGUGGAGGCGGAGCUGAGUGAAGAGAGCAGGUGUUUUCUGAAGCAGAUGCAGCGAGAGAAAGCUGAAGAUCGACCAGGACUCCAGGACGUUCUCUCUCGGGCGGAGGCUGUGCUCGGAGACGUCUCGUCCGCAUCCGUCUGCCGCAAGCUGUCUGCCAUCGGCCGAAGAGUCCUGUCCAUCGAGUCCAUCGCUGCUCUGCAAGAUGGAUGGGAGAGAUCCGAUCUUCAGUUUAUGGAUCACAAGGCCUGGAGAUCAAACUCCACGGAGAAUCCCGCCGGCGAUCGCAGCAUGAUUCGAAACUACUCUGCUGAUUCGUACGACGGCGAGGAUCUGCUGCUGAGACGCAGGGGUCAGCUCUGUAACGGCUCCCCGUGGUCCGGAGGUUCGGACAGCAGGUCUCAGAACAGUUCUCCGGUACACAGGAGGAGUCAGGAGAGGAGGCCCGGGAGAGCCGGGAGAGCCCUGAACCGUUCCUGCUCGGUGCCGGACUCCAACAACCCCCCGGCCCUCAGCCCGCCGUCCCACGCUCCCAUCAGCACGAUGAUGGCCGACCUGUCCGACAUCACGGAGGAGGAGAGCUGGAGCGGCAGACUGAGACGGCCCAGAGCCAGGGAGGACCAGGACUCCACGGCUGAACCCGACGCAUGCGAGACGGACCAGAGCCAAGCUGUAGACACGAACCAGUACAAAUCCAACCACUUCAACAAAACUGUGCUGUGCCUGAAUGAGGAAUCUCACAAUCAGUGGAUCUCUUUGCGCGAGCUGCUCUCGUGUUCUGGUCAGCCGUUCUCGGUCAGUGAGCUCUGGGCUUUAUGCUACACGUGUCUCUCCACGCUACAGACAUAUAUCGACCUCCCAGACUAUCUGUGUCUGGACUCUGUGUACGUGGGACGUGAAGGAGAGAUGCUGUUUCUGAGACCCAAAAACUCAGCCUCCUGCGAUGCAUUUUUCCUGGCUCCUGAGUUUCAGGAACACGGGAUCGUGACGGAAAAGGUUUGUCGCUGUCUAGUAGUUGUGGCGUGUUCGGAGGAAGGUGAUUUCGAGUGUGUUUCUGCUCGUCUCCAGGCGUGUGUGUACGGCGUAGCGGCUGUCCUCUGGGCUACAGCCAAGUUUCAUUUGUCUCCCGGACAAAAGCUGGCCAUGCCCAGAAAGCUCAAGAGACUUCUGCUUGAGAUGGCCAAACGGACUCCGAUUGAAAGACCUUCUAUUGAAAUGGCGAAAAAGGCGUGCCGCGAGUACCUCUCCCGUCAGGGAACGAACGCCGAGAGCGUCUGGACGCAGAUCAUCAGCCGAGUUCACCAGGCAUUGGAUGGGAAUAGAGAUACAGAGGAAUCAUCUUCUCCUGAGUCUGAGCCACACUUGGGAGAAGUUCAGACAGGUUUCGUGCCGUUGGCCGGCGAGGGCCGUUUGGAGCCUGUAGCUGGUCCAGUUCCUCAUCAUUACCCAGAAUCCUCCAGCAGCGUCAGACUGCUUUAUAAAAGGCCUUCAUCUGUCUAUUUGACACACAUUUCACUGACUUUUUCUGAAUUGUUUUCGGUCAGAGGAGGCUCUGUUGAAGCAGAUGAGCAGGACGAGAGCGGCGCUGAGGAUGAUGGGACGGUUUAUUCAUCAUCAUCCAGCCAUAAGACUCCAGCGACUCCACAGAAAACCCAUCAAGAAACAGACGGCCAGCCUCCCUUCCCUGCCUUGUCUUGUUCUAAUGGGGCUCGCAACAACUUCCUGCUGCAGCAAGACCCGCUGACGGGAAGUCUGACCCUACUUCCUGUUCAGAUCGCCGUGCUUCAGCCAAUCACAGGCCCGGAUCACGCAGCUCCUGCUGACGCUGGGAAUGAAAGCGUGUUUGUGAGCCGCAGAGACUGUCUGCAGAACAUCAUGGAGCUCCUCAGAGAACAGGGCGCCUCUGAUGAUAGUCAUCAAGUCCAACAUCUAGCUAUGGGUGAAUACAUCUUCUCUUUAGAAACGCUCCGGUUUGAGACCUUUUGUCGAGCGAUAACGGAGAAGUUCAGGGCUCUGUUCUGGGACGAGAAGCUUCUGCGGGACCUGCACCGUCUGAUCAAUCAGGGUUCAUGCCCACGCGUCUCUGAUGAUCAGUCCUCCUCAAAGGCAGUGGAAAGCGCCAGACAGCGUCCGUCCAGCGAGGAAAACACGGCUCUUGACCACAAUGCAAACCUCUGGCCUUCGCAGCUGAACGAGAUGAAGAAAGAAGAGGAACCGAACGAGUUUAAAGACGGAGCAGAGAAACAAAACACGGAGGAGACGCGCUGGAGACGGGACCCACAGGAAGUGACAUCAGAGGAUGACAGCAAAGAGCUGAUGGAUCUGCUGGCUCCAGACGGUGGUGCUGCUGAAGCUCCUGACCGCUCGGAGCCGGACGCAGAUGACUGUGACUCAGUGAUGUCUGAGCGGACGCUCUCAGGCUGCAGCGGCCCUCGGCGGGCCCCGGGCCGCUCCUGGGCUCUGGCUCUGUACGGGGACGAGUGCUUCGGUCCGGACGUGCUGGAGUACACACAGAAGCUGAGCGGUCACAGCCAGACGCCCACGCUGGAGGACAAGUCACAGGACCCUCAUUUCAUAGAGCCUGAGUUUUUCCAGGAGCUUCACCAGCAGCUGAUUAUCGAGAGCAGAAAUCUGAAAAAGACCAGCAUGUUCUACCACAAGCUGAUUCAGCAAGAGAGGAAAAAUAAAGGUUCAGACACGAAGGCGAUGGCGUCUAAAGUCAAGCUGCAGUUUGACGAACUCAGAGAAAAAGUGGAAUUUCUGCAGUCUGUCCAGAAAUAUCUCCAGGUGUUGUCUGUGGAUCAGUGGGGUUUAGCGCUCUCUCUGCUGCCCUCUCUGGCUGUGUGUGGAGCUGUGUCUCUGGAGCUGCAGCACUCGGACGAUCCUGCUCUUCUGCACAUUCUUUGUGAGCAGCGCCGGGGCAAAGGCUGCCCGCUAGUGACCGCCACAGCAAGAGGCUUCAUGGCCUACCUGUACGCCAGGAAUGCUCACAUCGAGGGGUUUAUUCGGCAGUUUUUCUACACGUACCGCUACUUCUGCACCCCAGAGGAGCUUCUGCAAUUUCUCAUGGACACAUUCAACAGCACACUGGGAGCGGGUGAAGAUCCCUCGUCAGACCGAGCUAAAGUCUAUCAGCGCACUCUGGAUUUAUUACACUUCUGGAUUGAAGACGCUCAGUUAGUGGACUUCAGCUCCAGCCUUCUGCAGACGCUCCACGCUUUCCUGACCACGCAGGUGUCUCCGGUGGACGGUCGAGGAGAGAGUUUGCUCUCGGCGCUGCAGAGCUCGCCCUGCAGGAGACACGUCUGUGACCCGUCGUGUGUGUUUGACCCCUCCAUCAGCGACCGGAAGCUCUCCGUCAGCUCGCCCGCAGAAGAUACUGCUCCAAAGGGUUUCCAGCCUCAGACGCUCCCGAGCAAAGACAAGGUCUUCUCCAUCGCUGCGGCUCUUCCUCGGCCGUGUUACGCCUCUCUGAUGAGUCUGAGAUCAGACGAGAGACGUCCCUUCAGUCAGAGCGAACACACAGCGCUGAGCAUCGGCCAGCAGCUCACCUUACUGGAGCAGGAAAUCUUUCAGGACUGUCAUCCGGUUCACUUCCUGAACUCAAGAGCUCAUGGAGUGACAGAAAACUCUGGAAACAUAUCCAGGUGUGUGUCUCCGCUCUCCUCGCCUCUAGAGGGCAGCGACGCGUCCGGGCCCCAGGGGCCCCUGCAGAGGCUCCUCACGCACGCAGACUGUGUCUCCAACUGGGUUUCUGCUGAAGUCGUGGUCUGUGACUCGGCCAAGGCCCAGGCGUCUUUGCUCGCCCGCUUUCUCGCCGUUGGCAAGUUCUGCUACGAGACGAGGAACUUCUCCACAGCCAUGCAGAUUCUGUCAGGCCUGGAGAACGUGAUUGUGAGGCAAUUACCGGCCUGGAAGCAUCUCUCUCUGAAGGUGUGUGAGGUUCUGGAGGAGCUCAGGGCUGUGCAGGUGUUUCUGAAGAGUGACAGUCUGUGUCUGAUGGAGGGAGAGAAGGGCAGAAGACGGCCGACUCUCCCAGACGCUCAGAUCCUGGCCUUACACGUCCAGCAGCUGGAGAUCGGAGCGUUUACCGUGACCAGCGGAGCCUACAAGUGGCCCAAACUCAGGAACAUUGCGCGUGUGGUCAGUCAGGUCCACGCCUUUCAGGAGCGUCUCUAUUCCUACCCUCCUGACCUUGAGCUGCAGUCGUAUCUGCGUGGGAGAAUCGCUCGCUCCGGCAGAUGUGACAUCCUGCUCCUCGCCUCCGACAACCACAUCAACUUCAGCCAGACGCCCGCAGCUCGCCGGAUCCACGACACGCUGCGCCGCGUCAAAGCGUCUUUCCAGUGACCAGAACAGAUGUGCAACGAGCCAGAGCUGCAGUGACCGAGAGAGCGGCGCGCUGGAACUUGAGGAAAAAAAACAGAUAGAAAAAAACCACCUGCACACUAUGAAAACAUCUUAAUCUGUUUGACAGCACGCGUACUGCAAGUAAACACUGCACAAACAAACAGGCUGCAAAUACACGCCACAGAAACAAAUACUCACCACGCAAACAAAUACUUCAGAAACAGAAACAUGUUGAAAAUACUCACAAAACAAAGAAAUACAAACACGCUGAAAAAACAAAUACUCACAGCGCAAACAAACACCCUCAAAAACAGAAACACACGGCAAAUACAUACAAAAUAAACAAAUGCAAAAACAGAAAUGUGCAGAAAAUCCAACACAAACACGCUGCAAAUACUCACCACAGAACAAAUACUCACCGCGCAAACAAAUACAAACAUGCUGAAAAUACUCAAUAUACAAACAAAUACUCACAACACAAACAAAUAGACUCU